Messenger RNA from Etheostoma spectabile (orangethroat darter), 2050 nucleotides. It is a transcript of the gene gng12a, whose product is annotated as guanine nucleotide binding protein (G protein), gamma 12a. NCBI's taxonomy places the organism in Eukaryota, Metazoa, Chordata, Actinopteri, Perciformes, Percidae. Gene Ontology annotation, biological process: G protein-coupled receptor signaling pathway. Gene Ontology annotation, cellular component: heterotrimeric G-protein complex. The coding region runs from base 415 to 633 and encodes 72 amino acids. Gene Ontology annotation, molecular function: G-protein beta-subunit binding. The transcript is spliced from 4 exons. The record is from RefSeq and is a predicted model, not a curated record.
CGGUUGGUCCGCCUCUGUCCUCGCGACCCAAUUCGGCUGUUCUCGUCGCGGAGCGUUCAAGUGGAGGAGGAAAAGGAAAGGAGAGGGGGGAGACUGGUCGUACUGGGAAGGCGAAAAGUAAAUAAAAUUAAAAAUUAACACCAACCGUCAGCGAAAAGAGAAAGCGGUACGAAUCGGCAGUUUUGAAGACGCCAGUGAGGUCCAUGCAGAGCUGUUUCCCCCCCAGUCUAUGGUGUAAACACAUUCUCUAGUUAGCUAGUGUAGUUGUGACAUUGCGCCGUGAGCGACACAGCCGAGGGAAAGGUCUCCUCCCAGUCUGUUGACGGAUACAGUUUGGCUUCAUUGAAGGGAGACACGGCUAGACCUGACUGUAGGCUACAUAACACAACACCGGCCAGUGCUGUAUUGCCCAGGAUGUCUUCCAAGGCUCACAGUUCCAAUAACAUCGCCCAUGCUCGGCGGACGGUGCAGCAGCUGAGAAUAGAGGCCAGCAUUGAGAGGAUAAAGGUAUCCAAGGCCUCUGCGGACCUUAUGAACUACUGCAGUGAACACGCCAGAAACGACCCUCUCCUUAUGGGCAUCCCUGCCUCAGAAAAUCCCUUCAAGGACAAAAAGCACUGCACUAUAUUGUAGUGGAUGCCACUUAGCCUUUAUGUCUUUAUUUGUUUGCUUAUUAAUGUUGCUGUAUUCUUUGUGUUGGGAGGAGUGAACGGUGGACUGUGAUCGUAUCAUUACCAUGUGUUCACCGGUUCUGUUAACAAGUCAGCCAUUCAACCAGGAUUUUCUCUAAAACAGCAGUUCGCAAUGAGCAAAAGAAGGCCCCACUAAUGCCACUGUUCACUUUGAGCUCCUACCAUUAACUCUAAGACUUGGGCUGCGUGAGUUGCAAUGGGCAUCAGGUACAUAAUGUUGCUUAAAUAGUAGUUAAAUAGUAACAGCAGAGUAUUAUAUUAGCACUGGCACUCCUCCGUGAUGGAUUUGGCCCUUCCUACUGUAUGUAAACAGUCUCCUCUCCAUUGGGCAGUGACUGUUACUGUCUCUCUGGCCUUAAAUGGAUCCCUGCAGCCAAAGUUUCCCUUCAGUCCUUAAAAAGCAUAUUAGUUUUAAGAUGGAUAACAAUGGCUGUUAUCAUGUGGCUUCAGUUUUCCCACUGAAUUCCAGUGUUGUAGUACUCAAGAUCGGUCUUGGUCUUAAGACCACUCUCAAGACCACUUUUGAAGGUCUCUGUCUCGUCUCGGAAUCGACCUCAUGUAUAUACUCGGUCACGUCUCUGACUCGGAUAAAGUGGACAUGGGAAUGUAUUUCAGGACCACAACUGCAGGGAUAUCACUAAGUUGCCUAAUUGUCUUUGUUGACAUAAUUACUGUGAUUGGAUGUAAAACUUCCUGCUUCAAAUGCAACCAAGAACUUGACUCAUUUCAAUUUGAAAAUGCGCCCCCCCCCACACAUAUCUAGACAGGAGAAGUUCCGGCAGUCUGGCACUGGUCUGGUGGUUGGUGCUUUUUGCCCCCAACAUCUCCUUCCAGACAGCGCUGCAAUGGUUAUGUUUAGGGUUAAGGUUAGCUGCCUGGAAGGCAACGGUGGAAACAAAAAAAACCACCAUCGAGGCUGGUCUGACUCGGUCUCGGUACACUCUGGCCUUGGUGAUUACUUGGUCUCGGUUUAGGUGGUCUUGACUACAACACUGCUGAAUUCAGUGGUCAGGGUUUACGUGGAGCCUCUACUUGAAUGUUACCAUGACGUAUCUUCGAUUGGGGGGAGACAGUAUUGUCGCUAUAUCUGUUGUGAAAUUCAGAUACUCAAAGUAUUCUGCAACCCAGCUCGGACUGGUUCAGGACAAUCCUCAUGCUGUAUAAAUCCAUCUUUUUCCUGUCUGGUAUUUGCAGUAUGAUUACCAUGAGACAUUGUUGUCUGUAUCUGAUUUAAUGAACCAUCAUGUGGAGAUAAAUUCCACAUAAACAUCUGUAAUCCAAGAUCAUCUAUGCUCAGAUUUCAAGCCAUUGGGAUAGUAUGACCCCGGUGCUCUGAUGUUUUUUCCAGCUGUACAUGU